AAUGGGUGUGUGUACUCGCGCACGAGCAUGCACAACAUUACCCCCGACCACGCUCGAAUCGAAAAAGCGACACGGAUGUGCAUACGGUGGUCGCACACUUCGCCACCACUCAAACAGAAGCAGCGGUCGACACACGAGCCAGUCGGACACCCUUCUGAGCGCGUGCAACGCGGUGCGCAGCAGCUGAAGAAGAAGAAGAAGACGAUGACGAAGAGACGGUGGAGGGUAAGGGAGGCUGCGCUGCUAUAUGUAGCCCCGAAUCUUAGCCGGAGCAACUAUUACGCCCGAAAUCCUCGAGGCGGACGCACCCCUGUGUUUAGCAACAGGUACCAGGGUACGCGAGAGACCUUUUAAAUCCGCGGGACACCGUCUUAGUCGGGGGUUCGACGUUCGUUCGCGACAUUCUUCAAUUUCAAAGUAACCUUCAAGUGUUCGUGUGUGACAGUGAAGUUAGAUCAGACAGAUCUAAGGUAUGGUUUCUGUGAUUCUAAGAGGCGAAUAGAGAGAAGACGACGAAUACGAUAAGGAAGAAAAUGCCGAGAGCAUUUCUGAUCACUCACCGACGAUAUAACGGAGUCGAGGAGGAGUUCGAUGGAUCCGGAAGAGAUUUCAGUCCUGAAAGAGGAGUAAGGUUGGCCGAUUACAGUGGGAAUCAUCCAACUUCUGACGGCGCUAGUGAAUGCGGCAGCGAAACAUCAUCAGAGUGUCCGGAGGAACUAUACAAUCUCACGAAACUAGCAGAAGUGAGUUUAGCGGCAGCUGCUGGCACGUUGAUUCAUCCGAACAACGUGAUUUAUCAGCAACCAGCUUCGCCUAGGUGUGCUCAAUUUUCCGACAAAUGCGGUAGAAUGAUGACACCACUAAUAAAGCAACAAGAACCGCAAUUUCAAGAUCACCCAGAAGCUCUCGAAGAUGAGCAGUCACUUGGUGAAAGAACGAGACUAUUCUUCGAAAGAAUUGAGUGCGAACGUGAGAUAUUACAAAAUCGUUCAGAGAGAAAUACAGUUCUAGGUAUCCAUGUUUCGUCUCAUUCUCAUCACUUGCAAGAAGAACGUCGAAAUCUCGAUACCCCUGAAAAUUCUCUUGAUAAAGCUGAAUUAGAAUCGACUCAGUCAACACCUUCUGCGAUCUCUCAAAGCCGAAGGACAACAUCAAUCUCAACUGAGACAUCAAAGUCAGAAGACAACGAAGAUCACGAAUGUCCUGAUUGUGGAAAAAAGUAUUCGACAUCCUCUAAUUUGGCCAGACACAGGCAAACACAUAGAUCCCUCGGAGACAAAAAGGCUAGGAGAUGUCCACACUGCGAUAAAGUCUAUGUCAGUAUGCCUGCAUUCAGUAUGCAUGUUAGGACGCACAAUCAGGGGUGCAAAUGUCAUUAUUGCGGCAAAUGUUUCUCGAGACCAUGGCUCCUGCAAGGACACAUACGUACUCAUACAGGUGAAAAGCCAUUUAAAUGUACGAUCUGCAAUAAAGCGUUUGCUGAUAAAUCGAACUUACGUGCCCAUAUACAAACGCAUUCAAACACUAAACCACAUGUGUGCGGUCGUUGCGGUAAAGCAUUUGCUCUAAAGUCGUAUCUCUAUAAACACGAAGAAUCAUCGUGUAUGAGAGCUCAUCAUCGAACAUCUGCAGAUAAAACUGAUGGGAAUGAUCAAAAGAUAACGCCGUCGUCAACAAAAUCCUGUGCACCGUUACCUUCUUCUUUGAGCAGAUUACAAACAACGUCAUGUGUUACGGCAUCCCCUACCAGCGUUAUUGUUCCUCGCUUGGGCCUCAACCGCGACCAAAGAAAUUCAUCUUCAGCAUUCUCUGCGAUUAUCAGACAUACGAGAGUCCCUGAUGUAUCCACUGCGCCUCCACCAUCGAAACGUUCCUACAGAGAGAAAACUCCAAGUGAAGAACGUGAAAGGAAAACACCUGAUAACGUUACGAAAAAUCCAGAGUGCGUGUCCAGAAUGGUCAUUAGAACUUCCGUCAUAUCUCCUAAUCCGGAACAUCUCAAUCGCUUCAACAAUGAUAGCCAAACCUCUUCCAGCAAUUACGAUUUUUCCGAUCCCACGAGAUCUUCCGCAUUUUCCCAGCCGACAACGAUGACACUUAAUUUAGCUAUCGCAUAGAAUUAUGAAUGGAAUGUCGAAGAAAUAUAUUCGGCUGAAACAAUAAAACAAGAACUACGGCAAGUAUUUCUAUCAAAUAAUGAUAGCAAUAUUAUCGUAUAAAGGUACACCAAAGAUUAUUUUAUGCAUACGGAACGUUGGAUUUGAAAUCAAAUGUGUAUUAGAAACACGAAAGAACUACCACCUAUAUCAAAAAAUGAACAAUUAAAACAUCGCUUCGUAGAGAUACAAAGACGUAAUUACUUAUUAGCAACUAGUGUCAUUCCUAUCAAUAUCGAGAUAAGUUCGUUAAGUUUUAAUGGAAAACGUUUGAAAUUCUAUUGUCUUACUUAAUGAAAUCUUUCUAUGCAAAUAGCACCCACUCUUUCUUAUAGUUAAGCAUGGGGUUAAUUUUACAAGUUCAACAACGUAACAAAUGUUAAUGAUAUAGAUAACAUCACAAAUAUUAUUCCAUGCACCUUCCUAAUUAGGGACCAUCUAGCACAUAGUCACAUUAACGAUAAAAUUGUGAAUUACCAAUUCCUAGUGUUGUGCCUUAAAUACUAUUCGUAUGUAGUUACAGUUUUUUAAAGACAUAUCACGCGUUGUAUUAAGAAACAAAAGUAAUUUAUUGAUUUAAAGUGAAUUGCAGUGCCUAUAUGCAUACCUACUUUAGUAUUAAUUGUGACAAUCA
Molecule: messenger RNA, 2790 nt
Organism: Eufriesea mexicana
Lineage: Eukaryota; Metazoa; Arthropoda; Insecta; Hymenoptera; Apidae
Product: oocyte zinc finger protein XlCOF7.1
Exons: 3
Coding region: 534-2117 (527 amino acids)
Biological process (GO): regulation of DNA-templated transcription
Molecular function (GO): DNA-binding transcription factor activity, RNA polymerase II-specific; RNA polymerase II cis-regulatory region sequence-specific DNA binding
Source: RefSeq, a predicted model, not a curated record